Molecule: messenger RNA, 336 nt
Organism: Meloidogyne enterolobii
Lineage: Eukaryota; Metazoa; Nematoda; Chromadorea; Rhabditida; Meloidogynidae
Source: the annotation of a GenBank genome assembly
AUGGCUAAUUUAUCUGACAUUAGAGUAGCUUCAAACAAAAAAUUUUUCAGAAAUCGGAAUAAAUCCAAGAACAUCGAACUUGAAAAUAUAACCAGAGGUGAAAAUAUAACCAGAGGAUCGAAAUCGAAAGAAAAAAGCUCGAAAUUAUGCCCUGAUUCUUGCUACUGUGGAUUCUUGGAUCGUGAUACCAGGAUAGCUCGUAAGGAUAUCACGAAACUCUUGAAACCUGUUACCCUGCCUUAUUUUCACUCAAAACCCUGCACGACUUUUUCCUCCUGAUAUCCCUCUUAAUCCCCCAGCUCUGUCACUAACCAAGACGACACCCGAUUUUUUUCU